AGAUGGUGUUGUAAAUUCUGCAUUUGCGGUAUUAAAGACAUUUGAGUGCUGUGCUCUUCAAAGUUUAUUUCUACGCGUGGUUCUCAUUAUGUGAACACUUUCUCUUUUCGUGCUUGAGUGACUUUUGUUGCGACAUCGAAAAUGGUUACAGACCAAAAUGGUAAUGGUUCUGAUUCUGAAGGUUGUAUGCAGUUGAUUCCGAGUCAGAAUGUGAUAAUUACAGGAGCGUAUAAUGGUAUACCGCAGACCUUGAUUCUCAACUUGAUAGCAUGGUCUUGUUUGAUUAUAUUGUUUACGGUGCUGCGGCGAACUGCUUGGAACUAUGGGCGGAUGGCACUAGUGCAGCGCUCCAAGAGCAGGUGGACGAAUUUGUUCUACAGAGGAGGAGAUGGUGACGCUCUUGUUGACCGUAGACAGAACUCCGACGAGCCUGUAAACAUAGAUGAAGGAUUCUUCACGUGGUUGCCGGCCGUGUUCCGCCUCACUCGUGAGCAAAUCCUCGUAAAAUGCGGUCCCGAUGCGGUCCAUUAUCUCUCUUUCCAAAGACAUGCCAUUACUCUUAUGUUCAUUGUGACCCUUGUUGCGAUAGGCAUUAUUCUUCCUAUUAACUUCCAAGGCACUAUGAAUUUGGACGCAAGCACAUUCAGCAGGACAACUCUGUCGAAUUUAAAUGGCAAGUCAGAUUAUCUGUGGGUGCAUACUAUACUAAGUAUUGCAUUUCUGCCAAUAUCAGUAUUGAUAAUGAGAAGAUGCACUGGCAGGAAACCUGUGCCUACAUCACUAACAGGCACUAUUAUGAUUAGUAAUAUUCCCAGAGCAGACAGGAAUGAGUCAACGAUAAGAGCAUACUUUGCUCAGAACUUCCCUCACAUACAAAUUGUUGACCUACGUCUCGCCUACAAUAUUAAUAAACUGAAUGAUGUCAUUGAAAAGAAGGAAAUGGUUACCGAAGCUCUUGUUUAUUCAGAUACAUAUUUCAAGAAAACUGGAAAAAGGAUUACAGUGAAGCCAACUUUAUGUGGACCAGAAAUUGAUGCCUUGGAUUACUACAGUGCGGAAGAAAAGAAGCUGAGAGAUGAAGCUAAGAGGUGUAGAGCUAUUGUACUUAAUGAUCCUCUAGGUGUUGCUUUCUUAACUUUACCAUCUUAUCAAUUAGCAGACCAUGUCAUCAAUCAUUUCACUCUCCACCGUGGUUGGGUGUUGUCUCAUGCUACUAACCCUGCUGACAUUAUUUGGGAAAACUUGAGUGUUCAGCCUAGCGUAUGGUAUUUGAAAGCCAUUGUGAUAAAUUUCUUCCUCUUCAUUGUUCUGUUCUUCUUAACUACGCCGGCCAUUGUGGUGAAUCUUUUUAACACUAUUGUAGUAAAACCCGACUCGCAGAGUCUUGGAAAGGUCAGCACUGUAAUCUUUGAAUUUCUUCCAACUUUGCUCCUCUGGACAAUGGCUGCCGUGAUGCCCGCCAUAGUGGCUUUUACAGACAAAUUUUUAUCACAUUGGACAAAGUCUCAACAGAACUAUUCUAUUAUGACAAAGACGGUGUCUUUCUUGUUACUGAUGACCUUAAUCUUGCCAUCAUUAGGGCUUGCUAGUGCAGAGGCUUUCGUGAGAUGGACGCUGCAUCACGAUAACGACACAAUGCGCUGGGAUUGCGUAUUCCUUCCUGAUAAAGGAGCAUUCUUUGUCAAUUAUGUAAUUACUUCAGGUUUCAUUGGUACCGCGCUUGAAUUAAUACGUUUUCCUGAACUGUUUCUUUAUGUUUGGUAUCUGCUUCAAUCGAAAUCGAAAGCGGAAAAGAGUUACGUAAAGAAAGCGAUUCUUUACGAAUUUCCAUUCGGAGUGCAUUAUGCCUGGAGUAUAGCGAUAUUCUGUAUUACGUUAGUCUACAGUCUCGCUUGCCCAUUGAUUGCGCCAUUUGGCCUGCUGUACUUGAUUUUGAAGCAUGUGGGCGACAAACACAAUUUGUACUUUGCGUACGGUCCCAGUGAUAUGAGUGGGGUGGGCGGCGGCAGGAUACACGCAACGGCCGUAAGAUUGAUGCGGGUAGCGGUAUUGCUAUUGUUAGUGACCAUGGCCGCUUGGGCAGGCCUGAGAGCUGGGUUCGUGGCCCGAACUAUAAUCUUAAUUAUGGCGUCUAUUGUUGCUUUCGGGACGUUCUUGUUACUAAGUCCUUUCCCGAGUUGCACUCCGCCAGCUCCUUUACAAGAGGAAUCAAAUAUCAGAUCGCCGUCAUAUGUGGCUCCUGUUUUGACGAAGCCUAUAGAGUCGCCACCCAGUUCGACACCUACAACGCCUGAUUACGGCGCCUCUUCACCUACGGAUCAUGGGUAUUCUCCAGAUUCUAUCAACAUAUAAAGUGAUGAUUGGCGAAAUAUAUAUCUCACAUUUUUGUUCAUAGUUAUACCUAUCGCGUGACAAACUACGGUUUAUCAAUGACGCUGUUAAUAAUUCCGGUAUCAAUUGAAUGAUGCUUAUUGGAUAAGGUGUUUAUUAUACUUGUAAAUAAAAGUAAUGCAAUAUUUUUUACAACAAAUUAAUAUAUUGUUAGAUAUUUAGGAUUUUUUGUGCGGUCACCGCUUCAUUACGUCAUCACUUUAAAUAUGACAACACUCCUUAGACCAAGGGCAAUAGGUAGCUAAUAUUUGGAAUAAUUCAAUUAGUUGAAUCGUUUACGUAGUCAUCACUUAUGCUCGCGGUACAUCUCAGAACCUGUUUAUUGACGCAUUUGAUGUACAUCUCAUGUCUAUUAACAAGUGAGUGUCUUAACAACCAAGCGCACCUUGAGAUGUUUGUCCCGACGGACAAUAACAUUAUAAACGAAACGGGGCUAGGCGAGUACUGUGGAGGCGCGUGAAUGACUCAUCUAAACGCUUGUUACGUUAUGUUUUACUCAGUUUCGCAUAUGACAUUUCAGACGUUGCCUAAUAUUCUUUGUGAUUUUUUUUACGAUGGCUGUCUAUAGUUUUAUUGUCUUAUUUAUUUGUAUAAUAACUUAUUGAUGUUAAUUCCAUUUUUAACUGUUCCAACUAGCGUUGUUUUGGAAAACGCGCAGUACAAUCAACGUUGCUACUAAGCGCUUUAUCUUAAUGUAACAAACUAGUUAAUCGACCGUUAAUGUAUUUGGGUUGGAUAUCAUUUCCUGUUACCUAGUAAUUACGAGAUUAUCAAAUAUUUAGUUCUCGUGGAAUCAUUUUUAGCGCAUCUUUCUGCUGUUAAUAUGGUAUAGUGAGUUUUAAGUUUUAGUCCGAAAAUUGAUCUGAACUUUGGCAGUUGAAAGCAUAUACAGUAGCUGUUAUACGAAGAUAACAUUGCGUGUUUAAGAAUCGAUUGUAAUUUACAAUCGAAAAAUUAAUGUCUUUCAUAAAUCGCAAAGCCGCGUGGAUCAAGAACAAAAGGUUGUUUUUAAUUAUAAAACCUAUAACGUCUGUAACGUCUUUAACGUUACAGGCGUGUUUUACGCAGAGGUUCGAAAGCUUUCUAGAUUUAUGUCGCUUUAAAAUUAAUAUACCAAUAUCACAAUGUAGUUUCUUUUCUUUAGCUAAAUUAAAAUUAAUAAAAUGUUUAUGUCAUGCAAAUUACACUUGAAAUCGUUAUAUUGAUUAACUACAAUUAGGUACACUUAUUCUUAUGGCACAUUCCCAAAAAAAAUUAGUAAGCAACUCUAGGGCUCAAUUUAUAUUGCGUAGUCGCUAGAAAGCUCGCGAGUGCUCAAGCAUUCCAGGGACUGCGCGCGUUUUCGCGCAAAUAAUGUAAAUUGAGCCUAGGGGUCGCUCUUUGUAAGUAGACAUUUGUUCAUAUAUUUAUUAUUUACAAUAUUUAUUUCCAAUAUCAUACAUAGAAACAAUGCGAAAGAGUUAUAUUUGUUUACUACCAUGAUUUUUUGUCAUCCAAGUACACAGGCACUAUAUAAACGUGAUAUAAAGUUUUUAACCUUUAAUAUAAAGUUUUUGUUUCAUUACAGUUUUAAACCUCUCGUAAGAAUCUUAAUUUCUUUAUACUUAUCUCAGAGACACUCUGGGGCCCAGUUUAUUGUCAUGUGAAAAGUGUUUUGUUUAUCGUUUAUCACUUAUUUCUAAUAGCCUUAUCACACUCGCGAUUUGCGAGUGGUUUGAAAGCGAUGCGAUAGCGUGGCGUGCUCGCUCGCCAAUCGCCAAUGUGAUAAGGCUUUAAGUCUUCGAAUUCUGUUUGGAUCAAGUACUAUGGUUUUUAAAACACAGAAUAGAUGUAGUCACAUGGUUCGUGAAUAAUUUCUGCCUGAACGUGCACACCUGGUUUAUACUUAAAUCCAUGAAACUUUAUGCAUUUUAACAAUGUUUAAUAAGACAUAAACCUGAGGUAAAUAAUAGAAAUAAAAUUGACUGAUAUUUACUGUUAUUGGGGCAUAGCCUUGAAAAUAGUUAUAGGGUUUAUUGGAUAACAGUGCGUAAGUAGGUACGGCACGCUUAAUGAGAUAACUAGUGGCAACUUGUACGCGUAAAAACUAAAUUAGUGUGAAGUUUACACUCUCUUUCUACAGUAUCUAGAUAGUUUAUUAGCAGCUCAAAUUUUCGUUUUCUUUGUCCGAACUAUCGGAUAAAACUUUACGCUCUAUCAGAUAACAGUUUAUCUAGAUAAAAAAAAUGCACGUUCCAUGUGAUCCAUCACAAACAUAGCUUAGUGAUUGUUCUUGUUCAAAGUUUAAAAAAUGCAAGAGUUAUAUUCCCGUUCAUUAUAUGAAUUACGUACGUCUUGUUUCAAUUUGCCACACGUUGUUUACCUACUUAUGCAGUGUCUGUUUUAGUACGCAAAGUCCUUGUUAUCGUACAAGUGCGAUGAUAUUUUAUCAAUAACAAUAUUUAUUAUGCUUCAGAAACAAUACUGCAAAAUCUUCCAUAGUCCUUCAAAAUACUCAAAAUAGGUAGUGAUAUAUUUGGUUAAUUAUGAUUGGAUACCAAUCAUAAUUAUCAAUCACGAAGUAACCUCAUUAUUUUACAUUGUUCACCGUUGUGUCCUGACAUGUCAUGUCUCAAAUAUUCCGCUUUAGAUGAUUAUUUAUCACGAUUCACUCGUCGACAUAGGCUACCCCCAUUAUGAAUAAUUUAAUACGUGGUAGCCUUAUUAAAUGCAAUGUACAAAGUGUCUGGAAAAAGAAGGGAAAAUACUACUUUUUAAUUCUUAUUUAUCUCCAAACUGGAUUAAACCUACCUCCUAUCACAAUAAUGCUGUAAUUUAUUGUCCAACUCCAGUCAUUUUCUUAUGAGCAAAUGAAAUUAUUAUCGUUUUUUACAAGCCUUAAUAUAAUUAAAUACGAUCGUUACGUAGCAAAGAAAGAGUGCCUAAAAUACCGAACUAAAGACCCAGUUUCACCAAACGUCUAGCUAAAUUGAUAAUUAAAAUUUGCUUGAAUGCAUUCUCUUUGAAUACUUGUGCUUGAAAACACAAUGGUUUCACUUAAGAAACAAGUUGUCGUGUUUCCUAUUUUCGUUCUAUUUUGAACAAUGCCCAAGUUCAAUUGCUCAAGCUAAAGCUAAAGAAUUUUCUGUCUAAAACAUGCCAAAUCGUUCAAUGGAGACGCUAAUUUUGUGAAGGCCGGCCUGUUGAUUUUUAUAAUUCGAAUAGCUUUACAGCUCUCGGUGAACUUGAACGUAAAGAAGUUCAGCUAAAACUGAAAUAUGAACGUUAUUUAUUAGUCGUCCGUAUAAAAUUUCCAAGAAACCCAGGCGGUAGGAACCCAUUGUGGUUUUCCUAUUAAUUUUCUAUCUAACCCAUUUAUAUUUAAUACUUUUUUUUAAGUAAGAGGAGCUAUUAGGUGAUAGUGCUCCGUGUACCUCUAAUAAAAAGAUUAAGGAUUGUUUCGCGCAGGGCGUUCAUACUUGAUACAAGCAGGCGGUCGAUUGUGGCACAGCAUUGACAUAAAAUUGUUUAUUUACGCCAGCAUUAACAUCUUUUGUUUCCUUUGCCUUUGAUUGAAAUACUGGAAGCAAUUUACACACGCUGCAUUGUUAGCCUUUUAUAGGAACGUGAAUGACCGGAACGUGUACAGUAAUGGAAAUUUGAAAUAAUCGUACU
Molecule: messenger RNA, 6045 nt
Organism: Hyposmocoma kahamanoa
Lineage: Eukaryota; Metazoa; Arthropoda; Insecta; Lepidoptera; Cosmopterigidae
Gene: Tmem63
Product: CSC1-like protein 1
Exons: 1
Coding region: 142-2352 (736 amino acids)
Cellular component (GO): plasma membrane
Molecular function (GO): calcium-activated cation channel activity
Source: RefSeq, a predicted model, not a curated record